CGUGUGGCAUGCAGGGUGCCCGAACGUCAUCACGCUGCGAACGUACGUCCGGAUGGUGGCUAGUAACCCGGAAGUGUUGCCAUGGCGGCAGCUGCGGACCCGCUCAGCAGCCUGGUCUCGGUGCUGGAGUCGUACCGGGGCCGCGACCGAGUGAUCCGGACCCUGUGCUAUGGCUGCCAGCUGGCCGGGGGGGUCCUGGCCCGGAAAAGCCCCACGGAGUCAGAGAUGGGCAGGAGGCUCCUGGCUGUGUCGGCCCAGCUGAGCCACUGCCGGACGGUGCUGCGCCUCUUUGACGAUCUCGCCAUGCUCGCCUACAGCCGCCAGUACGGGCUGGGUGCCAAGACUAGCGUCGUGACCAUGUCCGUCAGCAGUCACGAGCACCGCAAGUCCCGCUCCAGUUCCGGCUCCAUGAACAUCCAACUCUUCCACAAGCCGGGCCAUGCCGACAGCCUCCUGACCCAGCUCAACCUCCUGCGCCAGCGGCGUCUCUUCACUGACGUGGUGCUGCGGGCGGGGAACCAAGCCUUCCACUGCCACCGGGCCGUGCUGGCCUCCUGCAGCCGGUACUUCGAUGCCAUGUUCAGCGGGGGGCUGAAGGAAAGCAAAGACGCGGAAGUCAACUUCCACAAUUCCCUGCACCCGGAGGUGCUGGAGCUGCUGCUGGACUACGUCUACUCGGCCCGGGUGUUGAUCAACGAGGAGAACGCGGAGUCCCUGCUGGAGGCGGGGGACAUGCUGCAGUUCCAGGACAUCCGCGACGCCUCGGCCGACUUUCUGGAGAAAAACCUGCACCCGGCCAACUGCCUGAACAUGCUGCUGCUGUCGUACGCCCACUGCUGUGAGAGGCUCCUGGAGCUGUCCUGGAGGAUGGCGCUGGCCAACUUCGCGUCUCUCUACCAGACUGACGACUUCCUGCGGCUGCCCAAAGACAAGCUGCUGGAGCUGGUGGAGAGCGAGGAGCUGGAGGUGGAGGACGAGAGCCUGGUGUACGAGGCGGUCAUCGGCUGGAUCCGGUACGACUUGCCGCAGCGGCACGAGGACUUGCCAGAGCUGUUGCGCUCGGUCCGCCUGGCCCUCCUGCCAGAGUCUUACCUGCGGAACCAGGUGGCCUCCGAGGAGCUGGUGACUAGCCACAAGCUGGGAGGGGAGAUCGUGGCCGACGCCGUGCGCUGCAAGAUGAAGAUCCUUCAGAACGAGGGGCUGGUGACGGGUUUCUGUGCCCAGCCCCGGAAGGUCAGCCAGGCCCUGCUGUUGCUCGGGGGCCAGACGUUCGUGUGUGACAAAAUCUACGUGGUUGACCGUCAAACGAGCGAGAUCAUCCCCCGCACCGACAUCCCAAGCCCACGCAAGGAGUGCAGCGCCUGUGCCCUCGGCUGCAAAGUGUACGUCACCGGCGGCAAGGGCUCUGAGAACGGCGCCUCCAAAGACGUCUGGGUUUACGACACUCUCCAUGAUGAGUGGGCGAAAGCUGCGCCCAUGCUGGUGGCCCGGUUUGGCCAUGGCUCUGCUGAGCUGGACCACUGUCUCUAUGUGGUCGGAGGCCACACAGCGGUGAGCGGCUCCUUCCCAGCUUCGCCCUCCGUCUCUCUCAAGCAGGUCGAACACUAUGACCCCCAGUCGGACAAGUGGUCCCUGGUGGCCCCUCUCCGGGAGGGCGUGAGCAACGCUGCUGUGGUGGGGGCCAAAAGGAAGCUGUUUGUCUUUGGUGGCACCAGCGUGAACCAGGAGAAGCUGCCCAAAGUGCAGUGCUUCGACCCUGGCCAGAACCGCUGGACGGUACCUGCCAGCUGUCCCCAGCCCUGGCGCUACACGGCUGCUGCCGUAGUGGGCAACCACGUGAUCGUGAUCGGGGGAGACACGGAGUUCUCGGCCAGCUCCGCAUACCGUUUCCACAGCGACACCUACCAGUGGUCCAAAUUCGGGGACGUGACUGCUAAACGCAUCAGCUGUCGCGCGGUCACAUCUGGGAACAGGCUGUACGUGGUAGGGGGCUAUUGCGGGGCCCAACGCUGCAAAACUCUGGACUGCUACGACCCCUCCUCCGACACCUGGAGCAGCGUCACUACCGUGCCCUACUCGCUCAUCCCCACUGCCUUCGUCAGCACUUGGAAAUACCUGUCUGCCUGAGCCUUGCCCCGGGACUGGAACGGUUUCACCAGGAGCAACAAGUUUCAUGUUCCACUUCACCAAGAAUCGGCACGCAAGACCUGGGCAGAAGAGCACAACCUAUCAAGUCAUGGGGAUGCCCCACAAUCCAGUCCUCCUUCCCGCUGGACAUGGAACCCAUCAGCACCAGGCAUGCAGGGCAGGGCAGGACAGUCCCCUUGGGUGUCCAUUACUGGUUGCAAAGUCACAUUGGUUUCGGAGGGCUUAGGAUAGAUUCUAAAGGGAGCUUGGUGGGCAAAGCUCCAGCCAGGCUGGCUGCCCGGCUCUCCCUGGAGAAGCUGAUGGGGAAGGACAGAUUUUCCAUUCUUGCCCUUUCAUGCAAGGGAUCUCCUAGCAGGAGCUGGGGGGAUGUAGUCCUUUUCCUUUACAGACAUUGUCAAUGCAGGCAGCAGCCUAAGAAGGGAGGAUCCCUUUGUGUUUCCCACAGCUGCCCCUGCACAGCCAGUAACGCCUGCUGUCACCGGGCUCUGCAGCACUUUGGGAGGCAGGUGGCUGUGUCACAGCUGCGAGUGAGCAAAGCAGUAUUUCCAAUGGAACACUUGUUCACUGGCAGGGACAGAACAAGAUUCCUAGCCAGGAGCAGCUGGCCUCUGGGUUCUGUGGCAGCACCAGUGACAAGUGCAUGAAAUGUCUUAACACUUUGUCAAGGGCCCCCGAGCUAGUUCUGUACCAUGUUUUUUAUACAGCAGCCUGGAGCUGCUUCAAUAAACCAUAAUAAAACCCA
Chrysemys picta bellii (western painted turtle) is the source of this 2890-nucleotide messenger RNA. It is a transcript of the gene PEX11G, whose product is annotated as peroxisomal biogenesis factor 11 gamma. Gene Ontology annotation, biological process: peroxisome fission. NCBI's taxonomy places the organism in Eukaryota, Metazoa, Chordata, Testudines, Emydidae. Gene Ontology annotation, cellular component: peroxisomal membrane. The record is from RefSeq and is a predicted model, not a curated record. Gene Ontology annotation, molecular function: protein binding.